Molecule: messenger RNA, 1314 nt
Organism: Pantherophis guttatus
Lineage: Eukaryota; Metazoa; Chordata; Lepidosauria; Squamata; Colubridae
Source: RefSeq, a predicted model, not a curated record
GCGUUGGUAGAUGAUCUCUGGAGGGCUCGGGACAGGGGGUGCUCCUCUGUCCUGGUCCUGUUAGACCUCUCAGCGGCUUUUGAUACCAUCAACCAUGGUAUCAUGCUGCACCGGUUGGAAGAGUUACGGGUGGGGGGCACUGUACUGCGGUGGUUCUCCUCCUUUCUCUCUGACCGGUUGCAGUCUGUGUUGGCAGGGGGUCAGAGGUCGACCCCAAGGCCCCUUAUAUGUGGGGUGCCACAAGGGUCGGUCCUCUCGCCCCUUUUGUUCAACAUUUAUGUAAAGCCGCUGGGUGAGAUCAUCCGUGGUUUCGGGUGAAGUACCACCAGUACGCUGAUGAUACCCAGCUGUACAUCUCCACCCCAGACCACCCCAACGAUGCCCUUGAAGUGAUGUCCCAGUGUCUGGAGGCUGUGUGGAUCUGGAUGGGGAGGAACAGGCUCAGACUCAACCCAUCCAAGACCGAGUGGCUGUGGUUUCCGACGUCCCGAUAUAGUCAGUUGACGCCAUCGCUGACUAUUGGGGGCGAAUCAUUGGCCCCCACGGAGAGGGCUCGCAACUUGGGCGUCCUCCUGGACUCACGGCUGUCUUUAGAAGAGCAUUUGACAGCCGUGACCAGGAGGAUUUUUCAUCAGGUUCGCCUGAUUCGCCAGUUGCGUCCCUUUCUGGAUCGGGACUCCCUACACACAGUCACUCAUGCCCUCGUCACUUCCCGCCUGGACUAUUGUAACGCUCUCUACAUGGGGCUCCCCUUGAGGAGCACCCGGAGGCUCCAACUGGCGCAGAGUGCGGCCGCGCGGGUGGUUAUGGGAGCAACAUGGCGCUCCCAUGUGACACCCCUCCUGCGCGAACUGCAUUGGCUCCCGGUGGUCUUCCGGGUGCGCUUCAAGGUUUUGGUCACCACCUUUAGAGCGCUCCAUGACUUAGGACCUGGUUAUUUACGGCACCACCUACUACCACAAACAGCCUCCCACCAGCCGGUACGCUCUCAUAGAGAGGGACUCCUCCGGGUGCCGUCAGCCAAACAAUGUUGACUGGCGGCCCCUAGGGGGAGGGCCUUCUCUGUGGGGGCACCUACUGUCUGGAAUGAGCUCCCCCCCGAGAUACGAAGGAUCCCGGACCUGCGCACCUUCUGCCGCGCUGUGAAGACCUUUUUAUUCCACCAGGCGGGCUUGGCCUAAUCCUUUCCCUCUUUUUUAAUAUGUAAAUUUUAAUUUGUUUUAAAUUAUUGGGGUGUUUUAAUUUGUCAGGGCCAAAACUAUUUAAUUCGAUUUUAUCUGGUUUUUAAAUUUUUUGUAUCUAUGUAUUUUAUUG